CGCUCCACCUGCGCACACGGAGCCAUGAGGGGCCCCAUUGCUAAUUCCUGUGCUGUGCUCUGGCUUCUCAUGUUGGUGUCUGGAUCCUGGGGCCAGGUGAACCGACUGCCAUUCUUCAUCAAUCACUUCUUUGACACCUACCUGCUGAUCAGCGAGGACACACCUGUGGGUUCUUCUGUGACCCAGUUGCUGGCCCGAGACAUGGACAAUGACCCCUUGGUGUUUGGUGUGUCUGGGGAGGAGGCCUCUCGCUUCUUUGCUGUGGAACCUGACACUGGUGUGGUGUGGCUCCGGCAGCCUCUGGACAGAGAGACUAAGUCUGAGUUCACAGUGGAGUUCUCCGUGAGUGAUCACCAAGGGGUGAUCACACGGAAGGUGAAUAUCCAAGUUGGAGAUGUGAAUGACAACGCCCCCACGUUCCACAACCAGCCCUACAGUGUACGCAUCCCCGAGAACACACCAGUGGGGACGCCCAUCUUCAUCGUCAACGCCACCGAUCCUGACCUGGGUGCCGGCGGCAGUGUUCUCUACUCCUUCCAGCCCCCAUCUCAGUUCUUUGCCAUCGACAGCGCCCGAGGCAUCGUCACCGUGAUCCGGGAGCUGGACUACGAGGUCACACAGGCGUACCAGCUCACGGUCAACGCCACGGAUCAAGACAAGACCAGACCCCUGUCUACAUUAGCCAACCUGGCCAUCAUCAUCACAGAUGUGCAGGACAUGGACCCCAUCUUCAUCAACCUGCCCUACAGCACCAACAUCUACGAGCAUUCUCCUCCGGGCACUACUGUUCGGGUGAUCACUGCUGUGGACCAGGAUAAAGGGAGACCCCGGGGGAUUGGCUACACGAUUGUCUCAGGAAAUACCAACAGCAUUUUUGCCCUGGACUACAUCAGUGGGGCUCUCACCCUGAAUGGCCUGCUGGAUCGGGAGAACCCCCUGUACAGUCAUGGCUUCAUCCUGACAGUGAAGGGCACUGAGCUGAAUGAUGACCGAACCCCGUCAGAUGCCACAGUCACCACAACCUUCAACAUCCUGGUGAUUGACAUCAAUGAUAACGCCCCAGAGUUCAACAGCUCUGAGUACAGCGUGGCCAUUACUGAGCUGGCGCAGGUCGGCUUUGCCCUCCCUCUCUUCAUCCAGGUGGUGGACAAGGAUGAGAACUUGGGUCUGAACAGCAUGUUCGAGGUGUACCUGGUGGGCAACAACUCACACCACUUCAUCAUCUCCCCCACCUCCGUCCAAGGGAAAGCAGACAUCCGCAUCCGAGUGGCAAUCCCCCUGGACUAUGAGACCGUGGACCGCUAUGACUUUGACCUCUUUGCCAAUGAGAGUGUACCUGACCACGUGGGCUAUGCCAAGGUGAAGAUUACCCUCAUCAAUGAAAAUGACAACCGGCCCAUCUUCAGCCAGCCUCUCUACAAUGUCAGCCUGUACGAGAACAUCACCGUGGGGACCUCUGUGCUGACAGUCCUGGCAACCGACAAUGAUGUGGGCACCUUUGGGGAAGUCAACUACUUCUUCAGUGAUGACCCUGACAGGUUCUCACUGGACAAGGACACGGGGCUCAUCGUGCUCAUAGCUCGGCUGGACUACGAACUUAUCCAGCGCUUCACCUUGACUGUCAUCGCCCGGGAUGGAGGUGGUGAGGAGACCACAGGCCGGGUCCGAAUCAAUGUGCUAGAUGUCAAUGACAAUGUGCCCACCUUCCAGAAGGAUGCCUAUGUGGGUGCCCUGAGGGAGAAUGAGCCAUCUGUCACGCAGCUGGUGCGGCUCAGGGCAACAGAUGAAGACUCCCCUCCCAACAACCAGAUUACCUACAGCAUCGUCAACGCAUCCGCCUUCGGCAGCUACUUCGACAUCAGUGUCUAUGAAGGCUAUGGAGUGAUCAGCGUGAGCCGCCCACUGGAUUACGAGCAGAUACCCAAUGGACUGAUAUACCUAACAGUCAUGGCCAAGGAUGCUGGCAGCCCGCCUCUCUACAGCACUGUCCCUGUCACCAUUGAGGUGUUUGAUGAGAAUGACAACCCCCCUACCUUCAGCAAGCCUGCCUACUUCGUUUCCGUGGUGGAGAACAUCAUGGCAGGAGCCACAGUGCUGUUCCUAAAUGCCACGGACCUGGACCGCUCACGGGAGUACGGGCAGGAAUCCAUCAUCUACUCACUGGAAGGGUCCUCGCAGUUCCGCAUCAAUGCCCGCUCUGGAGAAAUCACCACCACAUCUCUGCUGGACCGAGAGACCAAAUCUGAAUACAUCCUCAUUGUGCGGGCUGUGGAUGGGGGCGUGGGCCACAACCAGAAAACUGGCAUUGCCACCGUGAACGUCACCCUCCUGGACAUCAAUGACAACCACCCUACCUGGAAGGAUGCUCCCUACCACAUCAACCUGGUGGAGAUGACCCCUCCGGACUCUGACGUGACCACGGUGGUGGCUGUGGACCCAGAUCUGGGGGAGAAUGGCACCCUGGUAUACAGCAUCCAGCCCCCCAAUAAGUUCUAUAGUCUGAACAGCACCACAGGCAAGAUUCGCACCACCCACGUCAUGCUGGACCGCGAGAACCCCGACCCCGUGGAAGCUGAGCUCAUGCGCAAGAUCAUUGUCUCUGUCACCGACUGUGGCAGACCCCCUCUGAAGGCCACCAGCAGCGCUACGGUCUUUGUGAACCUCUUGGAUCUCAAUGACAAUGACCCCACCUUCCAGAACCUGCCUUUUGUAGCUGAGGUUCUGGAGGGCACCCCAGCAGGGGUCUCUGUCUACCAAGUGGUGGCCGUCGAUCUGGACGAGGGCCUGAAUGGGCUGGUGGCCUAUCGCAUGCAGGUGGGCUUGCCCCGCAUGGACUUUGUCAUCAACAGCACCAGUGGUGUGGUCACGACCACAGCGGAGUUGGACCGUGAACGUAUCGCCGAGUACCAGCUGCGGGUGGUGGCCAGCGACGCAGGCACACCUACCAAGAGCUCCACCAGCACGCUCACCAUCCUCGUGUUGGACGUGAACGAUGAGACGCCCACCUUCUUCCCUGCUGUUUACAAUGUGUCCGUGUCUGAGGACGUCCCCCGCGAGUUCCGUGUGGUCUGGCUGAACUGCACAGACAAUGACGUGGGCCUCAAUGCAGAGCUCAGCUAUUUCAUCACAGGGGGAAAUGUGGACGGGAAGUUCAGUGUAGGCUACCGGGAUGCUGUGGUGAGAACAGUCGUCGGCCUGGACCGUGAGACCACUGCUUCUUACACGCUCGUGCUGGAGGCCAUCGACAAUGGCCCUGUAGGCAAGCGACGCACAGGUACGGCCACCGUGUUUGUCACCGUUCUGGAUGUGAAUGACAACCGGCCCAUCUUUCUGCAAAGCAGCUAUGAAGCCAGCGUCCCAGAAGAUAUCCCAGAGGGUCACAGCAUCGUGCAGCUGAAAGCCACGGAUGCAGAUGAGGGCGAGUUUGGGCGCGUCUGGUACCGCAUUCUCCAUGGUAACCAUGGCAACAACUUCCGGAUCCACAUCAGCAGCGGGCUCCUGGUGCGAGGCCCUCGGCCCCUGGACAGAGAGCGGAACUCCUCCCAUGUGCUGAUGGUGGAGGCCUACAACCAUGACCUAGGCCCCAUGCGGAGCACUGUCAGGGUGAUCGUGUAUGUGGAAGAUGUCAACGAUGAGGCCCCCAUGUUCACACAGCAGCAGUAUAACCGCCUGGGCCUUCGAGAGACAGCAGGCAUCGGCACCUCCGUCAUCGUCGUCCGAGCCACCGACAGAGACACUGGGGACGGUGGCCUGGUGAACUACCGCAUCCUGUCUGGCGCCGAGGGCAAGUUUGAGAUUGACGAGAGCACAGGACUCAUCGUGACGGUGGACUAUCUGGACUACGAGACCAAGACCAGUUACCUGAUGAAUGUGUCCGCCACAGACCGUGCGCCCCCCUUCAAUCAGGGCUUCUGCAGCGUCUAUGUGACGCUUCUCAAUGAGCUGGAUGAGGCUGUUCAGUUCUCCAAUGCCUCCUAUGAAGCAGUCAUCAUGGAGAACCUCGCUCUGGGCACAGAGAUUGUGCGGGUUCAAGCCUAUUCCAUCGAUAACCUCAACCAAAUCACCUACCGCUUUGAUGCCUAUACCAGUGCCCAGGCCAAAGCCCUCUUCAAGAUAGAUGCCGUCACGGGUGUGAUCACAGUCAAAGGCUUGGUUGACAGGGAGAAAGGUGACUUCUACACACUGACAGUGGUGGCAGAUGACGGUGGCCCCAAGAUGGACUCUACUGUGGUGAGUGGGUCCUGGGUGAGAGCCCCACUCAACUGCAACCCUGUCCGGACCCAGAGUCUCCCCAGCACCUGA
Molecule: messenger RNA, 4302 nt
Organism: Chionomys nivalis (European snow vole)
Lineage: Eukaryota; Metazoa; Chordata; Mammalia; Rodentia; Cricetidae
Product: cadherin-23
Exons: 33
Coding region: 25-4302 (1425 amino acids)
Biological process (GO): homophilic cell-cell adhesion
Cellular component (GO): plasma membrane
Molecular function (GO): calcium ion binding
Source: RefSeq, a predicted model, not a curated record